AAUAAGCUGCUAUAUUCUUUUUCCAUCACUUCCCUCUCCAAGGCUACAGCGAGCUCGGAGCUCUUCCCCACGCAGAAUGCCUGCUUUCCCCAGUGCUCAACUUCCAUUGUCUAUUUCCCUCAUCCUGGCUGGGGAAAGGGAGAGCUGCGAGUCCUCCCGUUCCGAGGAACUCCAGCUGAAUGCAGCUUAGUUGCUGGUAGUUUCUUGGCCAGCUUCUGUGGUCUCAGGGUUCUGCCUGAGCCUGUGGUUGCUCUGAGCUGCCUGCGAGUCUGAGGCCUCGGGAAUCUGAGUCCUUCGGAUCAGCCUACGAUAUCUGGGCUUCGCCUGCAAGUCUACGGAUCCGAGAUGUACCUGCGGGUCUGAGACCUCCGGGACCUGCCCGUGCUCUCUAGAAUCUUUCUGAACGCCAGGUCUGAGAGAACGCUGCGGCUCUGGAAUCCGUUCGCGGUCUCUCAGGUUUUGGAGACGACGAUCUAGUGGAUCUUUUGCGGGACAGGAGCGCUGUCUGCUAGCUGCUUUUCCUGCUCUCUCUCCCUGGAGGCGAACCCUUGUGCUCGAGAUGGCAGCCACCCUGCUCAUGGCUGGGUCCCAGGCACCUGUGACGUUUGAAGAUAUGGCCAUGUAUCUCACCCGGGAAGAAUGGAGACCUCUGGACCCUGCACAAAGGGACCUUUACCGGGAUGUUAUGCAGGAGAAUUACGGAAAUGUUGUCUCACUAGAUUUUGAGAUCAGGAGUGAGAACGAGGUAAAUCCCAAGCAAGAGAUUAGUGAAGAUGUACAAUUUGGGACUACAUCUGAAAGACCUGCUGAGAAUGCUGAGGAAAAUCCUGAAAGUGAAGAGGGCUUUGAAAGUGGAGAUAGGUCAGAAAGACAAUGGGGAGAUUUAACAGCAGAAGAGUGGGUAAGCUAUCCUCUCCAACAAGUAACUGAUCUGCUUGUCCACAAAGAAGUCCACACAGGCAUCCGCUAUCAUAUAUGUUCUCAUUGUGGAAAGGCCUUCAGUCAGAUCUCAGACCUUAAUCGACAUCAGAAGACUCACACUGGAGACAGACCCUAUAAAUGUUAUGAAUGUGGAAAAGGCUUCAGUCGCAGCUCACACCUUAUUCAGCAUCAAAGAACACAUACUGGGGAGAGGCCUUAUGACUGUAAUGAGUGUGGGAAAAGUUUUGGAAGAAGUUCUCACCUGAUUCAGCAUCAGACAAUCCAUACUGGAGAGAAGCCUCACAAAUGUAACGAGUGUGGAAAAAGUUUCUGCCGUCUCUCUCACCUAAUCCAACACCAAAGGACCCACAGUGGGGAGAAACCCUAUGAGUGUGAGGAGUGUGGGAAAAGCUUCAGCCGGAGCUCUCACCUAGCUCAGCACCAGAGGACCCACACGGGCGAGAAACCUUAUGAGUGUAACGAAUGUGGCCGAGGCUUCAGUGAGAGAUCUGAUCUCAUCAAACACUAUCGAGUCCACACGGGGGAGAGGCCCUACAAGUGUGAUGAGUGUGGGAAGAAUUUCAGUCAGAACUCCGACCUUGUGCGUCAUCGCAGAGCCCACACGGGAGAGAAGCCGUACCACUGUAACGAAUGUGGGGAAAAUUUCAGCCGCAUCUCACACUUGGUUCAGCACCAGAGAACUCACACUGGAGAGAAGCCAUAUGAAUGCAAUGCUUGUGGGAAAAGCUUCAGCCGGAGCUCUCAUCUCAUCACACACCAGAAAAUUCACACUGGAGAGAAGCCUUAUGAGUGUAAUGAGUGUUGGCGAAGCUUUGGUGAAAGGUCAGAUCUAAUUAAACAUCAGAGAACCCACACGGGGGAGAAGCCCUACGAGUGUGUGCAGUGCGGGAAAGGUUUCACCCAGAGCUCCAACCUCAUCACACAUCAAAGAGUUCACACGGGAGAGAAACCUUACGAAUGUACCGAAUGUGAGAAGAGUUUCAGCAGGAGCUCAGCUCUUAUUAAACAUAAGAGAGUUCAUACGGACUAAGUCCUGUAAUUAUGAUAAAUGAUUCAUUUGAAGAUACAAUUUUAUUAUCAAUGAACACCCUCAAGACUGAGCUGCUUUUAUCAUACUCUCCUAGUUGUGGGCCACGAUUUAAACCAUCAGAGAUGACAAGCCAUUUGAAAUUCUGACCCUCAGCUUUGGGAAUGUUAUCUCCUCCAAAAUGGUGGUUUUUAUUCACUCAGUGGGCUACUUCAUUAAAAUCAGCCCCACAAGUAACUGGAAAUCUGAAGACCAGGGGACAAAUGCUGGUGAAUGGCCAGGCCUGGAAAUAGAGUAAAUCUUUCAAUGUUAUUUUCUCUCAUCCUUGGCCCAAGGAACUAUGCUAAGUGAAACAUGGGACUGAUUUAAUAGGGUGGUCAUGGCUGCUUUGGAAAAAGGCAACUAGAGACUCUGCCUGAAUUGCCACACCUAUUCACACACCAUAGUAGUUGGGCACACACAUCUUCCCCUCCAAAGGGCUUUUUCCUUGAGUUGCUCAUGCAUUUGUAUCUUUUCCGUCUUCCUGAGGGCAAGAUUUUGCACGAUGAAGGCAAUAAUUGUAACUUUUCUCCUUCUCAUUGUUUCUAAUUAGCUCCUUUAAAGCUUGCAUCUUUGUGAAAGCUAACUGAAGAUACAGUUGGAAAGGAAAAAUAAGACACAGGUUUGGGGACCAAGAACCCAUCAAUGAUGGUGACUUUAGCAGAAGAUGCCCACAGUUAUUACUGCCAUUAUUCAGAUUUAUGAAUUUUCUUUGGGGAUCACUAUAGAGAAUAUUGUAUAGAAAAUAUCUUCAAGAAAAGAUAGGACCAUCAGUGACAGUUAAGUGUAAGGAACAAGUGGAAUUGACUCCUUCAGGGAAGGAACCAGAGUCCCUUCCCAAGGAAUGUAGGUCGUUUCUGUGUUCUUUCCCCUCUAAUCUUUAAGAUCAACUCUUCCUAUCCUGCUAACUCUAAGAUUUGAUAAGGGCCACUUCCCAGUGUUUAUCUUAGCUUGCAUCAGGGCAUGUGUAUGUACAGUAAUGUGUAUUCCUGUGGUUUUUCUAAUAGCAGAAACUGAAUUUACAGAGACUUAGCAUGUUCUUGGGUGAUGUGAGUCAUGUGACAGAAGUAUAGACAUAACUCCAAUGUGAGAAAUGUCCUUUUUUCAUUAUGGAAAAUAAUUUAAACACUAGUGCUUUAGUGUGCACUCUCCUGUAAGGUCUGUCUUUGUACAGAGCUAAGUACUUGUUUGUAUGUGUUUGUCAAUUGUGGAAGAUAAUGACCGGACAAAUAGGUCGAUUGUCCUAUUCUCAGAAUGAAUUAUCUUCUAUGGCAAUGAAGAACUCUUUGGCUUAGUCAGAAGGAAUUAACAAACCUCGGUAGGAAUGUAUUUCCAUCCUCCCACCCUACAGAUAUAAGUGGUUAAAAUAACAGUUCGCCCAAUUUAAGCCCAGUAGUGUCAGUUUUCCUAAUCUCAGUCCAGGUAGGAAUUAAAUAUCUCAAGUGUUGAUGCUAUCCAAGCAUCUUGGGGUAGAAGGGAAUUGGUACCCAGAAAAUGGGACUGGAGUGAGGAAUAUCUUUUCUUCUGAGAGUACCCCCAGUUUAUUUCUACUAUGCUUUAUUGCUACUGUUCUUUAUUGUGAACGUUGUAACAUUUUAAAAAUGUUUUUGCCAUAGCUUUUUGGGACUUGGUGUUAAAGGAGCCAGUGGUCUCUUGGGUAGGGUACUAUAAUGAGUUAUUGUGACCCACAGCUGUGUGGGACCACAUCACUUGUUAAUAACACAACCUUUAAAGUAACCCAUCUUCCAGGGGGGUUCCUUCAUGUUGCCACUCCUUGUUUUUUUUUUUUUUUUUUUGAGAUGGAGUCUCACUCUGUCG
Molecule: messenger RNA, 3826 nt
Organism: Nomascus leucogenys (northern white-cheeked gibbon)
Lineage: Eukaryota; Metazoa; Chordata; Mammalia; Primates; Hylobatidae
Gene: ZNF436
Product: zinc finger protein 436
Biological process (GO): regulation of transcription by RNA polymerase II; central nervous system development
Cellular component (GO): nucleus
Molecular function (GO): RNA polymerase II cis-regulatory region sequence-specific DNA binding; DNA-binding transcription factor activity, RNA polymerase II-specific
Source: RefSeq, a predicted model, not a curated record